Molecule: messenger RNA, 3392 nt
Organism: Pelagomonas calceolata
Lineage: Eukaryota; Pelagophyceae; Pelagomonadales; Pelagomonadaceae
Source: the annotation of a GenBank genome assembly
AUGAAAGUGACCGUACCCCUGGCCCUCGUUGGGGACAAAACAAAGCUACGCUUCGCUCCUGCUUCGAACCCGUCGCUCGAGCACGCCGGCUCAGACCCCGCCGCGCCCGAAAUGGCUCGCCGGGGCACGGAGCCGUGGAAUUUUGCUGAGUUCCUAACGAGACCCGGCGUCGACGACCUGCUCAACGGCGCGACGGAGGCCGAAAGAGCGUCCAUUUUGGAAGAUCUGCGAAAGAUCGAAAAUGAGUUCGGCGGCUCUACGUACGUCGAGUCCGGCGAGAAGCAAAAGUGGCUCGCCGCGACACUGGUGGUGCACGGCAUCCCGCUCGCGUUACUUAGCUUCCCCGAUUUGAACCUUCUGAACCCGAGACUGCGCGCGGUGCUGGCUAAACAUUAUGUCCCGAAGAAGCAGUUCAAGGGCCCGAAGAUCCCCCAGAAGCACGCGUGCAUCGAGUUCCACAUGAAGACGAUAUUCGAGCACGUGGGCCUCGAUGCCGACGAGUUCGGCGGGUACCUGCUCCUCUUCGACGCCGAGCUCCUGCAGUGCUCGGCGACAGACCCCUCGACCGGCCGCCAGACGGGCGCGCGCAAGGUCAAGCAGACCAACGACGCGGUCCUCGCGGACGCCGGCCUCGACGCGGCGUGGGUGCGCGCGGCCUACCUCGAGAUGAUCGAGACGAUCAUGGAGGAGGGCCAGUACACCGGCCAGACGGUCUGGGCGGCCGGCGGCGCCGCUGCGAAGUGGGUCAAGGAGAACCUGGAGAACCCGCUCGGCGACAUCCUGAUGCACGCCCAGGCCGCGAUGGACAUGCAGGCCAAUCUCGCCAGGAGCAUCCUCGACGACGAGACCGACGAGGAGACGUCGUGGAGCAUCCCGGGUCCGAAGCUCCGGGCCUCGUCGGACCGAGGCGCGUCCCAGCUCAUGUUCGCCGUCGCCGGCGACGACCGAAAGAUCCGAGAGGUCAGCACGCAGCUUCGAAAGCAACAUGUUCCGUCGCGCCUUCGCGAGCGCCGCGCGACCCCUCAAGCCCGCGCCCCACGCAGGUUACCAUCUACAACGACAUCUACUUAGGCGACGCGGCCGCCGUCGACGCGAUCUGCCAGAUGCGCAAGGACAAGUUCGCGCGGAAGACGCACGCCCAGAAGGCCGAGUUCUUCGCGCGGAUGAACCACGUCAUCUAUUUCCUCGACCUCUUCGACGCGCUCGACGCGCUCGGCGACCGCGCUCCCGCCGACGUGCUCGCGGCUGCCAAGCGCAUCGCCGCCGCCAAGGGCUGGCUCCGGCCCGCUUUAGCUGCUGCCGACGGCGGCGUCGUCGCCGCCGUCGCCCCGCACGCCGCGGUCGCCAUGCCGCGGCUCCGCGCCGUCGACGCGUCGCGCGGCAGCGCGUCCGAUUCCGCCGCGCGCGCGGCCGUCGCGCCGGAGUCCGACGUCGUGAUGGUCGACGCCUCCACGACACGCACGGCCGCGCCGCCGUCGCUGGUCGCCGACGACAACAGCUGCGAUGACCCGUUCGACCGCGUGUUGUUCGAUCCAGCAGACCUUGAUGAUUCGUCCGACGCCCGCGGCUCGACGAACGAGUCGGACAGGGCUUUAGUAGAAGCCUGGCUCGACAAGCGCAAUCCGGAGACAUUCGACGCCGCGCUCAAGGCCGCGCAGAAGGCGCGGUACGCGCCCUUGAUAGAACGGUUCCUGCUGCAGUGCCAGCUCAAGAUGCUCGAUAGACCCGCCGCCGCCGCCGUCGCCCAGAAGGCCGGUUAUCAACUAGCGCUCGAGGAAGUCCGCGCCGGCGCGCCACGCCCGCUUCCUUUGUCCGUCGACGCUUCGAGAGACACACCAGUCGUCGCGCGCACCAGGGCCCUCGUCCGCGUCACCGUCACGCGCCGCGCAGGUCGAUGACGAGGCCAAGCUCCGGGCGAUCCGGGGAGACGUGCUGCAGCGCAUGUACGACGCCGGGCUCGAGGCGCGGUAUGCGCCCUUGACACAAAAGAUCCCGCUAGGGGUCCAGCUCGGAUGGCUCGGUGCAGCCCUCGUCGCCGCCUCCCUCUCCAAGGAAGGCCGCCUUGUAACGGAAGCCGACGUCCGCGGCGGCGCCGCACGUCCGUUUCUUCCCUUCGCGAGGGAAGACCGCAGUCGCCGCGCGCACGCGAGGCCGUCGUCCACAACACCGCGUCGCGCAGGUCCGCAAUCCGGACGCGCUCCGGCGUUUCUCGGCAGAAGCGCUGCAGCGCGCGUACGACGCCGGGCUCCCGUCGCGGUCGAUGUACGGCAGGGUCCAGGAAAAACGACGGGUGAAGCAGUUCAACGUCGCCGCGUGCGAGGCCGUGGUCCACGAGAGCGGCGCGACGAACUUCGACGUCAGCGUGCCCGUGCCGUACUCUAUAUUUUCGCGUCUCCCGCACGGCGCCCGAAUUCUCGCCUGCGAUCAUCCAGGACGCCCCGAUCGCGUACCCUCUCUCGUUGUGGACCGCCGACACGCGCGAAACGUCACGCGCCCGCCAAUCGAAGGAAAACAGAAAUGACGCCGCGUCUGCGCAGGUGAACGAUGAGGCGUCCUAUGCUAACGUCCGGUCCGACGUCAUGCAGGCCGCGUACGAGGCCGGCCUCGCGGGCGCGAAGGUCUUGCGCCUCAAGCGUGUGCGGGGCGCGCUCCAACAACAUAAUCCCGACCUGGAUCUCAGCGAGUUUACGCCCGAGGUACUCUUCAAGAACAUGUCGCCGGCCGACAUCGAGGCCCUCGACGAGGAUGCUUUCAUGGCGAAAAUUAACAAGUGGAAGAGCGACAACGGUUUGGAGGCAGAUGCGGUCGAGGCCCAAAGGAAAAGGAAUGCCCAGAAUGUAGAGAAAAACCAAGCGGACCGGGAAGCCUUCGGAGGCACGGUUAAGUUCACGUUGGCCACGGGCUGCACCACCAAACUCUCAAAGCCGAAAUGUGCGGCCGACAUCAAACAGCACUUGUCCGGCAUCGAAUAUAUAGGGAAUAAGUGCACAGGGAAACGCGUCGGGCAGCCGUGCAAAAUCUGCAUCAAAUUUGUUGGUGAUCUCCAAGAAGGAACGGCCUGCAAGCCCUGCGACCAGUUCUGGUAUCCGAGGAACAGCGCCAUCCUUAAAGCCGCGAAGGAAGUGCAAGACAAGCACGGCAUCGACUUCGGCGUUACGAUUGUCUACAAACCAUGUCCUAAAAAGCGCACGGCCGCUCCAAAGCCGCAGGGCGCCAAAAAAGCCAAAAAAGCCAAGAAGGCCGCGCCCGCCAAGUAAUCGCGGCGCGCCCUCCAGCGCGACGACCUCGUCGCGCGUCGCGCGGCUCGAGCUGGGCGCCGGCGCCGUCUCUUCGUGGAGGCGUGCGCUCCGAUAGUGGCGCGCGCCGCGCGCCGCGGACGCAUGGAGUCUUAG